Messenger RNA from Solanum dulcamara, 1752 nucleotides. RefSeq lists its product as uncharacterized. Bases 1 to 1752 code for a protein of 583 amino acids. The transcript has a single exon. NCBI's taxonomy places the organism in Eukaryota, Viridiplantae, Streptophyta, Magnoliopsida, Solanales, Solanaceae. The record is from RefSeq and is a predicted model, not a curated record.
AUGACAGGUGGAGAAGAAUUUAAUGCUGCUGCAAACAUAAUGAUACCAGUAGAAAAUCCUGAAAGUUCUCAAAAUAUAGCCGACAUCCAAAAUGACGAGAAGAUGGCUCACAUGGCGCAAGAGCUUGAGAUUUUGAGAGAGGAACCACGUCAAGUGCGAGACUUGGCCAAGCUUUCGGCUACUACCUUCCCAAGUUUCAAGAUGCCCAGCUACCUCCCUAGAGCUGACCUGCCUCCUACAGAUUCUCCAAACAUGCCUAAACGUGCUCCCGUUCAUGGUCAAGCACCAUUAGCUCAUCCGUCUGCAAUCAGGACUGCUCCUGACCUUCCCACUCAAGACCCCGUCACACCUACCUACCCAGUGACAAACCAGAUAUUUGGAGCACACACCGUCGCUCCUUAUGAUUCACAGAUCCCACCUGUAUAUGCUGUUGAGGCCCCUACUUUCAUGACACCGGUUAGGGUCAAGGUCUCGCAUGAGGUGGACCAAUAUGCAGAGAUGGAGAAGGAUGCCCGAUUGAAAGAAGAUGAGUCAAUAGACGCUCAACUUCGAGGUCUAAGAAAGGCGUUGAAAAACCUACAAGUCUCUAGGGGAACAGAGAGCCUAGAUUAUGAUGACUUAUGUAUCCACCCAGAUAUUGACAUGCCGGUAGGAUACAAGCCCCCAAAGUUUGACAUAUUUGAUGGAAAGAGCGAUCCUCACGCACAUCUGAGGGCAUACUGUGACAAGUUAGUCGGUGUAGGGAGAAAUGAGAAACUAAGAAUGAAGUUGUUCAUUCGAAGUCUAUCUGGAGAAGCGUUGACCUGGUAUACACGCCAGGAUCCUCGCAAAUGGUAUAACUGGCAGGAAAUGGCUGAGGAUUUCAUGAAUCGUUUCAGAUUUAAUACUGAAAUCACUGCGGACAGGUUCUCAUUAGCCAACAUACAAAAGAAACCAUCGGAGGACUUCCAGGAGUAUGCACGACGUUGGAGAACCGAGGCUGCAAGGGUUCAACCACCGCUCGAUGAGAGUGAGCUCUCAAAAUACUUUAUUCGAGCACAAGAAGGUAUCUACUUUGACAAGAUGAUGUCAAUGAUGGGCCAAAAGUUUGCAGAAUUGGUCAAGAUGGGAGAUUUUAUAGAGGAAGGCAUCAAAUCAGGUAAAAUUCAGUCCAUGGCUGCAUUGCAAGCUGCAAGUAAGGCCAUACAAUCAGGAUCCAUUGGUGGCAUCAAGAAGAAAAGGGAGGAUGUUUCAGUCGUCAAUUACCAACAUAGAGGACAAUCCCACCAAUACCCAAACAAUCCCCAAAUUGUUGCACAUACUCCAUACACCUCGUAUCCAGUGUAUAAUACCCGACCACACUAUAAUCCACCUCGAGCACCAACAUACCAAAGUCCAACAAGAACACAUGUCCCACUCCAAGCACCAACCCACCAAAACAGACCAGCAUAUGUGCCAAGACCACGUCCAAAUCUCGAAGCCAGAAAUACUCGCACCUAUACACCCAUUGCUGAACCUUAUGCUCAAUUGUUUGAAAGGUUAAGGAUAGCAGGAGUACUACAGCCAGUUGAGGGAAAACUCCCCGACCCAAUCCCUUACAAUUUUGAUGGAAACAAGCGAUGCGCUUACCACUCGGGAAUCCAAGGGCAUGACACAGAAGAUUGUUAUGGCUUGAAAAACCAGGUUGAGACGUUGAUCAGAAGAGGAAUAAUAAAAUGCACUCCAACACCUCCGAAUGUGAACAACAACCCUUUGCCAAAUCAUGAGAAUUGA